AUGAGUCUAGGGGGAGAAGAGCACAAGCUAAAGGAGCUCCCUAAAGUCUCCAAAGUUCGAGAAUAGAUUUUAGAGUUCGAUUUGAAUUAGAUUUUCCAUUUGACUUACUCAUUUGAUGUACUAAAGAAGGUUAUUGACAAGAUAGUCUUUGAGGUCGAUAAUCACAGUGACAAGUUCUCAAGUGCUAUCGAUAAACUAGUAAAUCAGGUAAAUCUUCAUGAUGCAAAAAUUUAGCACCAAGCUAAGCAUCUCGAAAUGCUAUCUUAGUAAAAUGACAAGCAAGAAAAAACAAUCGGUGAUAAUACUAAGUAAAUUGAGGAUCUUCAGAAAUAAAUGUCGAACUUUAAGAACUAUGAUGACUCGAAAUUACUUAAAAUGAUAGAAGAUCUUGAACACCAAAUAACAGAGUCGAAUGGUAGAAUUAAGAAUUUCGAUGAGAAGUUCUUCACAUUGAAACAAGGUUCCAACACCAAUUCAAACAGUUAGGAUGAGUUGGAAGAAAUCCUCAAUGAUCUAAGAUAAGAUAUGCGAGAGAGAUUUGUAAGAAGAGAAGAAUUCAAAGAAUAUCAAUAAUAAGUUCAAGAGAAGCUGGAUAAGGCAGAUGAUAGGAUUUAGAACUUAGAGGACUAAGUUGAGGAUCAUGAGAUUAGAAUAAAACAGCUUGAAGAUUUGACAAGUGGAGAGUUGAAGGAUUAAAUAUAAUAAAUACGUUAAACACUGGAAAACAUGAGAUAGGAUCUAACACUUAGAACUGAUGAAAUUGAGUUGAGAUUGAAAGAUCUCAAUUAAGAGCUGAAUAACAAAGUUGAGUGUGAGAUGUUUGAUGAGGAAAUUAACAAUCUUAAAGCAGCAAUAAAUGCAUUAGCUACAAGUGGCCCUGAUGAUGUUAAAAAGCCAAAUGUUACUCAGGUAUUUUAGACUACUGGAAUGAGUAGUAAAGACUUGAAUAAACUUAGAGAACUUGGUUAAAAAGUAACGGAAAUCGAUGAACUAAUUCAUAAGCUUUUAAGAGAUAUGAAAUCUCUUAACAUAAACGAGCUAAGAGAAUUGAUUAAUGAUGCGCUGAAGAAGAUAAGCAGCAAGGCUAGUAUGGAAGAUCUCGAAAAAUUAAAAUAAGAAAUUAGGGAAGAAUUUUAAGCUGAAUUGGAUAAGAUUAGAACUUUGAUUAACAAUUUCAAAGCUGUUGAAUUUUCGUUAAGAUAAGAGAUCUAAGACAUUAGGUCAAUUCCUCGAACCGAAAUAUCUCACAAGGAAACAGAUUCUUAAUAAAGAGGCAGUUUCAACAAUGAAGAUCUUGCUGAUAUUCUAAGAAGAUUAGCAGAGUUAGAAGAAGCAUUUAAGAAUUAUAAGAUUGAUAAUGCUAGAGCUAUUUAACAAAUUCUUGAUUAGGUUGCCUAAAAAGCUUCGAUCGAAAGCUUAAAUGAAUUAGAGCAAAAGAUUCUAGAAAAAUUAAAUGAAUUAUUCUAGGCUUUAGUAUCCAAAUUUGCAGAUAAAGGCGAUACCAAGAAGGCAAUUAAAAACCUUGAAACAUCCUUGAAAAAUCUUUACGAAUAAGUCAUUAAUUCAUAAAAUGGCAAUGGAUUAAACAUAGGGCAUGAAGAUGAUGCUAUGUUUGCAAAGAAACCUCUUGGUGGAUGGUCAUGUGCAAGCUGUGAGAAAGGACUUGUGAAUCUUCAAGGUCUUCCAGCUGAAUAUACGCCAUGGUCCAAAUUGCCAUUCAAAGAUCCGAAUGAAAGAUUGUCCAAGUAUGGAGCAGGCUUUUCGAAAAUCCUUUAAAUCAUGAAGCCUGAAAUGACUUUACAUCAGAAUUCUACUUCUUAACUUCAGAACUCAAGCCAAAAUCUUUUGAGCUCAAAGGGAUUCUAGAACGAAGAUAUCGCUUACUAAACUCAUCAUCAAAAUCUAGAAGUUUCAAAUAUGAACAUUCGACCUUCAGGUCCUAAAACCUCUCAUCAAAUGUUUAAGAAUGCCUCACAUGACACCAUCCUCCCUAACUUAAAGAAAGAAGCUAAUUUUUAUUCUAGACUCUUAAUGAACGCCACUCAAUUUAUUAAUCAUCCUAUUGAUCCUCACAAUAUUGACAUGCAUGAGGAAGACUCUGGCUUUUCAGUCUCAACCUCUGUCUCAAAGAGCAAAUAAGACUUUGCAUUGCUUAGAAUUUAAAAUGACAUCAAGGAGUACAUCAGAAAUAAAAUGCCUACUAAAAACUGCCUUACAACCAUCUCAGAAUUCAAUGCUAGUCAGACAUUCAUAGAUAGAAGCAGGUUCUUUUUUUCGAGGUCCCAAUCUAAGUCCAAAUUCAAGUAAAUCCAGGCAGAAGUGAAAUCUAGCUAAUACUACUCACACAACAAUUCACUUGCCAUCUCCCCUAAUAUUGAUAGCAUCGAAAAGCAAGCAAGCAACGAAUUUGAUCAGAAUUAGUAAAAAGGGCAAUCUUUAGGCUAUAUUCAAGUUGAGAUUAGAUGCUAGGAGGGCUUUUACAAAAAUGGCCUUUUCAUUUUUCACAUUUACUUCUUGCCCAAGUAUCCUCAUGUGGCACCUAGAGUCUUUUUGUCAGACUUUUAAACUCAAAAUAACAUAAUGUACUAGCAGAACUUUAAUUUUGUCAACAGAAACACAGAUGAGGUUCAACUUAAAAUACUCUAAGAGCAAUGGAGUCCAGUGCUCAGUCUUCAAAUGAUUCUCUUGGCUUUGGAGUUACAAGUUGGCUAUGAAGAUGCUGACCCAGGAUUCAAUCAUAGAGAUUUAAAUAACAUAGAUUUUCAGUCCUAUGCCUAUGAUAAGCAUCUAAGUUUACUCCCAUUUGUUUAGAAUAGGCAUCAAAAUCCAAAAAAUUAGCAAUUGAUAGAUCAGGUUACUAGCAGAAAGAGGAAACUCUAAGAGAUGUCAAGCAAUGGGUCUGGCUCAAAUAUAUCCUCUCCCAUUAGUGAUAUAGAGGGCUCAUUCAAUCCAAUUAAGAGACUAAGGAGAGAUCUAGAUGACUUAAGGAUAUAAUCUCCUAUGUCCUAAAAUUUUUAGGCGAUGGCGAACCCGAUGAUGGCGCCUGCUGAGCAAUAAAUAAAAUUUAAUAGCAAUACCGAUUUCAAUAUGGAUAUGAUUAUGGAGUAUUAAAAGGCUUGA
Molecule: messenger RNA, 3120 nt
Organism: Stylonychia lemnae
Lineage: Eukaryota; Ciliophora; Spirotrichea; Sporadotrichida; Oxytrichidae
Source: the annotation of a GenBank genome assembly